Molecule: messenger RNA, 1592 nt
Organism: Archocentrus centrarchus (flier cichlid)
Lineage: Eukaryota; Metazoa; Chordata; Actinopteri; Cichliformes; Cichlidae
Product: N-acetylaspartate synthetase-like
Exons: 3
Coding region: 67-780 (237 amino acids)
Cellular component (GO): mitochondrial membrane
Molecular function (GO): L-aspartate N-acetyltransferase activity
Source: RefSeq, a predicted model, not a curated record
UGUUGCUGAAAGAAGAACUCGCUUGUUAGCCCACAGCCGCUUAUCUUACACACUCAAAAAAGCAGAAUGGACAGACUCUUAGUACGUAAAUUUGAGCUAAAAGACAAUCGAGUAGUGCAGCAUAUUUUUUAUGAUGGGCUGAUGGAGAUGGUGCCAGACACUGCCUUCAGAGGGUUAAGACAUCACCCUGAGAGUCUCUUGCUUUAUGCUGCUAUGACAGUUAUGGCUCUUGUCAUCACCAAGUCUUGGUGGGUGGUAGGACUCCUCCCAGCAAUUGUGGUGUGUUUGCGGUACUUCUACAGCAGGCGUGUGAUCCAUGGUUACCUGAAGCAAGCCAUGAGCACAGACAUGGCGAACAUUGAGGAAUUUUACAUGAAGUCACCAGGCUCGUGUUUUUGGGUGGCAGUGUUGGAAGGCGAAGUUGUGGGCAUUGUAGCAGCAGUUGGCCAGCAGGAGGUGUCAGGAGGCGCUGUUGUCCUGCAGAGGAUGUGUGUUGAGCAGAGACAUCGGAAACGUGGGGUCGGUGUUGCACUGGGAAGGAAAGUUCUAGAGUUUGCCGCUCAUCGUGGAUAUUCCUCUGUUAUCCUUGGGACCACAGCGUAUGCACUGGCAGCACACCACCUCUACCAGAGCCUGGGUUUCCGUUGUGUGGGGGUCACCAAUGGGUAUGCCACACCAGGUGGAGAACAGUCCUUACUUGAACAAGUUUUCUACAGAGUACGCCAUCAUCACUACAGCCUCGAUGUGAAAAACAGUAAAAUCCCCAGCAGACAGCAUUGACUCCAGUGAGUGUGUAGAUGGCAAAGUGAAAAGAAUUUUUUUUGAGAUAUACCCUGACAAGAAAAGCCUGUUUGGAACCGUGUCCAGACCUGGAUAAUGCCUGAGAUGCUCAUGCAAAGGUCUUAUCCUGUUCUAGAGGUGCGGCUAAAAGGUGUGGAAUGGACUACUAAAUCAGCAGAGCGAGUAACCUCUCUUAAAUAUCUUCUUCAGAGAUUCUCGGGAGUGGAUGUGAGGGGAAGGACCUAAAUGCAGGUGAACUAGCCAGACAAAGUAACUGAAAGUGAGCCUUUCUUAGACAAAUAGUCCAAAAGCACAAAGCAAAUCCAAAGGAAAUCCAAAAACUGUAAAACACAGACAUGAGGGGCAAAACAUGAAACACAACACAUUAACUGGCAAAUAGAGGAGGUCAGCACAGGCCUAUAUACACACACACAGAGCAAUAAUUGGGUAAGAGGACUGUGGUGAAGGCAUAACGUAAGUAACAGCAGGUGAAACAAUCUGGGAAGCAGACAAGAUCAGAGGCCUGGGUCUUAUUCCAGGACCAAGGUUCAACAGGUUCAACAAACUCUGAGGUGAUCAAAUCUGAGAUCAGCAACUCUGAGUUUCCUGUUCCAGAACAGCUGAGUUCAAUCAACCCUGAGUUAGCAUGUGCCUGAGUAAGGAAAGAGAGCCACCAUCAAUGGAGCUGCGACACCAGGAUUCAACAUGGCAGCGGGUAAAUAAAGAGCAGCGCCACCAUUUUAAUCCAGAUGACUGAGGAAUGUGAACACGUGUCAGAGCUCACUGUGAUAUUAAUCUUAUAAACAGGAGGG